AUGUUGCGAUUUGUACACGGGUGGAGUUUGGUGGUCCUUGUUACCGGACUAGCGGCUGUUCACAGCGAAGUGUGUCAGGUUCAACCAAAGUGCCAUUGUUCAAGACAAAGGAACACCACUAUCAGCUGUGGCAUAUACACAGGGACUUUAAUUCUUCCUCUCGGCUUUUCGAGUGUUAAGUUUGCCAGCCUGGAAAUUCGCGGGAACCGUGAGAUCAGGUAUAUUCCCAGUGGAACAUUCGCUGGUUUGAUCAUACAUAUUUUAGACAUACAACGCACCGGUAUUUCUGAUAUCAACUGUGAAGCUUUCAAUGGUAUAGGUGAAACGUUAUCCAAGAUUUCCCUGCCAAACAAUUGGUUAACUCGAGUGCCUGGUUGUGCUCUGGCUAGAUUUAGAUGGGCCACCGUUUUGGAUCUUGGGAACAACAAUAUUACUGCUCUUGUAAAAAACCAGUUCGUCAGUCUUCCCAGCUUACAGGAGCUGAACUUGAAGAAAAAUAGAAUAAUCACCGUUCCAAAAGAAGUAUUUUCUGGUCUUCAUGAACUAACUACCUUAGAUUUGUCGUACAAUCGUAUUAAGAAGUUAAAUUACGCGGUGUUCAAGGAGGCUAGCUCGUUGAAAACAUUGAAUCUUGGGCUAAACCAGAUAUAUUACAUCCAUGCCUCUGUGUUCGAUGGUCUUCGAAAGUUAGAGGUUCUGAGACUAAAUGAGAAUGAGCUAACCGAUCUGGAUAGCAGAAACCUGCUGACCACCGUAGAACUAAAACAAUUAUUCAUUUAUGGAAACAAGCUGACAUAUCUGAGAGAGGACCUCUUCCAGAAGGCCAAAAAGUUGGAAUGGUUGUUCUCAUUUAACAACAGAUUUACUCACAUCCCAGUUAAGACCUUUGCUGGAUUGACGAAGCUUAGAUUACUUUUGUUGUCCAACAACAACAUUCGUAGUGUAUAUCCUGGAACAUUUCAAGACCUGGUAAACCUGACCACGUUGGAUCUUGGACUUAACCAUUUAUCAGGUGUGAUAGGUGCUGGUAUGUUUUCUGGUCUAUUUAAGCUGUGGCGUGUAGAUCUGGGCCGAAACAAGUUUACGGGUAUUGACAGAAAUGCGUUCGUUGAUUGUCCUGAAAUAUCUGACAUUUCUUUGAGGAACAAUCUUCUCCACAGCAUACCAGUAGGUACGUUUAGAAAUCGUUUUCUUCAUGACAUAGAUCUAAGUGGCAAUAAAAUUAAAGAAUUACGUCCAGGUGUAUUUGGCAACUCACGGAUAUAUUCUUUAAACUUAAACCAUAACCAAAUAUCUGUUCUAAGCCAGGCGACACUUCCGAAAGACACAAAUUCCCUGUAUAAACUACAUCUACGAAGUAACAAUCUGGCCUCGGCGUCAUGGCCGACUGGGCUGGAAAAUCUGCUGGGAAAUCUGAAAGGAAUAAAUGACUUAGACCUGUCAAAUAAUCCCCUCGGAUAUAUCCCCAGGAAGGUGUUACAGUUGUUUGGUACGAUAUGGGAUCUUAAUCUGAGAAAUUGUAACAUACACAAGCUGCCUACUUAUGUUCUGAAUAUUUCUGAAAAUGUAGAUUUUUCCGAGAACAAUAUCCAAAGCCCUCUGUCAUUAAGGUGUAAAAACGCCUUGGCGCCUAGAAUUGAUGUUUCCAGUAGUAACAUUACUGCACUAAACAUACAAAUAAAAUUCAACAACUGGCUUUAUCUGUCGAUUGUAUGUGACAACAAUAAAAUUCAUGACCGUUUGUUGAUAGAAAUAUAUUAUCCAAAGAGCCUCAGACCUGACCUAAUAAUUUCCGCAAAAAACAAUAUGCUAGAGCAGCCCGUUCAGCUUCGCUUUAAAAGGAACCUUCGUAGUCAAAAUGUCUCCUUUCCUACAACUGUCGAUUUUUCAAACAACAAAUACGUGAAGAUAGAGGAAUUUCCGUUAGAGGUCACACUUACGUCCAAUGCUUGGGCUGAAAUCUGGGAUCCAUGUAGCAUAUCGACCAAAUUUGACAUACACGUGAAGUCUCUGAUCUUGUCGGGUAACGCCAUCUCAUGCAUUUUCCCGGAAGCUUGUCUUGGGGUCGUUGAAAAAUUAGAUCUUCGGAAUAACCGCCUGGAGGUUUUAGACAAGUUCAUGAUCAGGACGGAUUCUCCAGCUUUUAGACUACAAUAUUUGGAUCUUUCCGGGAACAGAAUUCAUCAAAUUACUGCGGAGUCCUUAAAAGGUCAACAGAAGUUGAAUAGUAAGAUUGAUCUUAGCCAUAACAAUCUUACUACCUUAGAGAGCUUUAAACCUCUUUUAGAGUUAAACAAUUUUAUAUAUGAUCGUGUCCAGCUAUCAGGAAACCCUAUAUCAUGUGGAUGUGAGCUUGCUUGGCUGAGAAACGAUUUCGCGAUUACCAAAUUGAGCGAUGUCCGCUGUCAUUCUCCAAGCAGCAUGACUAGUUAUCUGGCCUCGUCUUUUCCGUUAGACAGAUGUAGGAAGACACUGUCAGUUACUGACAGGAACGUCUCCUUGUGUAAAAAUGACCCGGCAAUAAAACUAUCAAGUGUAGCUGUUGAAGUCGAAAAAGAUGUAGCCAACGUAUCCUGGGUAAAACAUGGACAUGGAACGAUGACUGGCUUCAGGGUACGAUACCGCUCUAUUGAUAAUGAGAAGAUGGAAGAUGCAUUGUUAGUUCAACCCGACGUGGAGUUUGUGGUUCUUGCUGACCUCCGGAUGGACAAGAUAUACAAAAUAUGUGUAAGUGUAGUUCAAAUUUCCAGGAGAAAGAGUCCGGAAAUUUGUGCUGACGUUGAUAUUCCGGGUCCUUUCAUCUUAUCAAAUAAUCAUACAACUAAUGUUGGAGUUAACAAUUCACUAAGUAACAACACAGAUUAUACUGUUAAUGGAGUUAACAACUCAUUAAGGAACAUCACAGAUUAUACUGUAAAUAGCGCCAUUAUUGGCACAUCUUCAGCCUUAGGUUUAUGCGUUCUGGUGGCAGGAUGUGUGAUAGUUUAUCUAUGUUUACAACGACGUAAAUCCGGCAAAUGUUUGCCAAAUGUUUUCACUGUCAGUCCUACAUCAGUAAAUCCAUCAAACCAAUCUGACAGACCACCAGCUGUAACAGCUGACACAUCGACUCCAGCAGAGCAGCCAGAUGACGUUAUAAAUGUAUAUCUUCGACUGUCGACAGAAAGUGAAAGUGAAAGAGGGGAAGUAAAGAUAUAUGAGACCAUUGAAAUGUCGAAGGAGUACGAAAAUGUAAGCUUUAGAGCAUGACACUAUGGUCGAACGGUACGUAAACUAAGGUAUGAAAAGGUAAUUAUCUUAAAUAUAAAUGACUUACCUUCCAUGAAUUCACGAAAGCAUUUCCUUGUCGAUAAAUAAAGAAACCUUGUAAA
This is a messenger RNA of Liolophura sinensis, 3371 nucleotides long. RefSeq names its product protein artichoke-like. Gene Ontology annotation, molecular function: protein binding. The record is from RefSeq and is a predicted model, not a curated record. The coding region runs from base 1 to 3249 and encodes 1082 amino acids. The transcript has a single exon. NCBI's taxonomy places the organism in Eukaryota, Metazoa, Mollusca, Polyplacophora, Chitonida, Chitonidae.